Messenger RNA from Aspergillus pseudotamarii, 1182 nucleotides. RefSeq names its product RmlC-like cupin domain-containing protein. The record is from RefSeq and is a predicted model, not a curated record. The transcript has a single exon. Lineage: Eukaryota; Fungi; Ascomycota; Eurotiomycetes; Eurotiales; Aspergillaceae. The coding region runs from base 1 to 1182 and encodes 393 amino acids.
AUGAAGAGCCCAUUCUUCGGAUGGAUGCUAUCCAUUAUCUUGCUCACCCCUUUUGCUGCGACAGAAGGCCCUCCCUCUAAUAGCAGCAUCAUCGUCGAUACGGCGCCCGAUUUUGUGCGUCCAUAUGUCCUUCCGAAAUACAAGGGUGAUGCCAUCAAACUUACCUCGUCCCAAACGAUCCGCUUCUCCAUCACCGCCAACUCGUCUGACGGUGCCUUUUCCCUGCUGCAACAUAACGGAAAAGCUUCAGGCUGGCUAUCAGCUCGGCCACACACUCAUGGCUUGACACAUGAGCAUCUCUACUGUACCCGUGGCCGUUGUCAGCUCUGGGGACAGAAAAAUGCCACCAAUUCCAGCCACGAGGCGCGCGUUGCUACACCAGGUGAUUACGGCAAUAUCCCCCCGGGCUCCAUCCACACAUUCCAGUUGGUCGAUCCUGACUCGCAACUUACGCAUGUCUUCCACCCUGGCGGUUUUGAGAAACUCUUCAAUGUCUUCAGCCAAGGUGACCACGACACCCGCGGUGUCAGCUCACCUUACGUUCCCAUUCUAGAUGAUCCUUCCCCCUUCGGACCGAUGACGCCUCAGGAAUACGACCGCCUCGUCUCCUUGGAUCUAUACGCAGCACCAGAGGAAGAGUAUGUCCCGAGGCGCGACUUUGUGAAUGGUACGGCUGGUGAAACCAAGCAGUCCUGGCAUGAUGGGCCCAACACCCCACCCGACGAUCCAACAACUCCAUACUUCGUUGCCAAAGAUUACGGGCCUAAGUAUCUCAACACUGACAUUGGGUACAAGGUUAUCCAGCCGCUCGCAACCCCCGCUCAAACAGAAGGGAACUUUACUAUGGGAACCAUUAUCAUGUCCAGUAAGCUGAGUAAUGAGCCCGUCUCAACGGCGAUAUUGCCGCAUCACUUUGCCCUCCAAAUGGAGGAGGGCCAGCUUGCUUUCCAGGUACAGGGUUAUGAGUUGGUGCAUUUAUUGCAUGGUGAUGUGGCGUUUGUCCCAGCCGGUAUGUCCUUUUCAUAUUAUGCCACGGUGCCCUAUACAAAGUUUAUGUAUAUGAAUGCAGGUGAUAAGGGAUUGGAGUACCAGUUACUGAGAAGGAGUGUUCGCUGGGAGUUUCCAGCAUAUCCCAUAUCUCCUGGGUUCAAGCCCAACAUUACUGGAAGCAAGCUUAACUAG